AUGCCGCAUUGGACUACUUUGGUCGCAGAGAAGAAACAGAGGCAGCUCAAGUCUAUUCCACAGGAAUGGCUUGUCACCCCGCCUCCACUUUCUACCUUAGAUGUGACUGGUUUUCCAGAGUCCUGUGGCCUUUUGAGUGCUCGAGAAAUUGAGAUCACCAAUACUUCGGUGGAUGUCUUAUUGAAGAGACUUGCAAGUGCAGAAUGGACAGCUGUAGACAUCACCACCGCGUUCUCCAAGAGGGCCAUUGUUGCCCAUCAGCUUGUCAAUUGCUUGACGGAAAUCUUUAUUGAUCGCGCAUUGGCCCGAGCGGCUGAACUUGAUGAUUACUUGAAGAAGACCGGGAAGGUUGUUGGUCCCCUUCACGGGCUGCCAAUCUCUCUAAAGGACCAACUAUGUAUCGAAGGACUAGAAACCACUAUGGGUUAUGUCUCGUGGAUUGGGCAGUAUGCAGAGAAAAAUGCAGUGUUGGUCGACGUUCUGAUCGAGUGCGGAGCCGUGCCAUUUGUCCGCACCAACAUUCCACAGGCACUUAUGUGGCCAGAAUCCUUCAACAGUGUCUUCGGUCGGACAACUAACCCACACAACGUCUCCCUGACCCCAGGUGGGUCGUCAGGAGGAGAGGGUGCAUUGAUUGCCCUCAAAGGAAGCCCAUUGGGAGUCGGUUCUGAUAUCGGAGGCUCUGUUCGUAUUCCCUCUGCAUUCUGCGGCAUAUACGGCCUGAGGCCGUCAUACGGGCGUGUACCGUACUGCGGUGCCCGCAACUCACUUGAGGGCCAAGACUCGAUUCUCUCCGUAUUCGGUCCUAUGACAAACAGUCUAUCCGGACUCAAAGUCUUCAUGAAAGCUGUCGUUGACUCCAAACCAUGGCUCAAGGACCCUCUUGCGGUUCGAAAGAAAUGGGAUGAAGACGAGUACGAACUCGCGGACCAUGGAUCUGGCAAGGAUUUGUGUUUUGCGAUCAUGUGGGAUGACGGCGUUGUUGUUCCCCACCCACCUAUCAGGAGGUCUCUGGAAAUGACCAAAGCGGCUCUCCAGAAGGCUGGGCACAAAGGUUUUUCUCGUCUGUUCCCCUACCGAGUUGUACUCAUUGAGUGGGCAGUUGUUGACUGGAAACCCAUCCAACACAAAUUGCUUGGAGAAAUUGCGUGGGACAUCUGGAACGCCGGUUCCGCCGAGGACUUUUUGAUCACAACCUCUGUGACAGGUGGUAUCACUGCAUAUCAGCUCUGGCAAGUGCAGAAACUGCGUCAGAAUAUCCGGAAAGAAUAUAUGGACCACUGGAACGCAACUGCCUCUGAGACCGGCACAGGGCGGGCUGUCGAUGCUAUCAUUUGUCCAGCCGCACCGUUUGCUGCACCACCCCAUGGGAAGAAUAGGUACACCAACUAUACUACCGUUUGGAAUGUGCUCGACUAUCCCGCUACGGUCUUUCCUGUGACUACUGUCGACCCCACUCUCGAUGCUCGCGAUGAGAAGGACCUUCCUCAUAGAUUCUAUGACCAGUUCGAUCAGGACAUUUACGAAAUGUAUGACCCAGAGAAAUUCAAGAACGCUCCUGUUUGUUUGCAACUUGUCGGUCGGACUCUGGAGGAAGAGGCAGUUAUAAAAAUGACAGAAAUUGUGGAUGCGGCGCUGGCGGCGGCCAAAUAA
Suillus fuscotomentosus is the source of this 1653-nucleotide messenger RNA. Its product is annotated as general amidase. Lineage: Eukaryota; Fungi; Basidiomycota; Agaricomycetes; Boletales; Suillaceae. Bases 1 to 1653 code for a protein of 550 amino acids. The transcript is spliced from 9 exons. The record is from RefSeq and is a predicted model, not a curated record.